This is a messenger RNA of Osmia lignaria (orchard mason bee), 945 nucleotides long. It is a transcript of the gene Spase25, whose product is annotated as Signal peptidase complex subunit Spase25. The record is from RefSeq and is a predicted model, not a curated record. Gene Ontology annotation, cellular component: signal peptidase complex; membrane. Gene Ontology annotation, biological process: protein targeting to ER. NCBI's taxonomy places the organism in Eukaryota, Metazoa, Arthropoda, Insecta, Hymenoptera, Megachilidae.
UAUGAUGGUUUUUAAUUUAAAACAUUGAAAUUAAAAACGAAAGUUAAAAUUAUGCAUUUAUCGAUUAUUUCGUAGUCUAACAAAAAAAUUUGAGAGUGGUAUGAAUGUUCCAAACAUUUCAAUGGGUUGACCGGUUGACGUGUAUGUAGAAAGCCAUACUGCAGCUGUUUUGUAGCAACAAAGUUGUGGUUAAGAUGGGUUCAGAUAAAAGUGCAGAAAAUCUUGUAAUAAAAGUGAACAAAUGGGACGGUGGUGCAGUGAAGAAUGCAUUGGAUGAUGCAGUUAAAGAUGUACUCACAAAAAAAUAUAAUUACAUAGAAAACUUUGCUCUACUUGAUGGAAGAUUAGCCCUUUGUGGUAUAGCUGUAACAGUUGCUAUUGUUGCUCUUCUCUGUGAUUAUCUCUAUCCUUUCCCAGCAUCUAAACCAGUUUUAAUUGCGUGUGUUUCAUUAUAUUUCUUCUUAAUGGGACUUUUAACAUUGUAUACAACAUAUAAAGAAAAGGGUAUAUUUGUAGUUGCUAUUCAAAGAGAUCCAGCAGGUUUUAAUCCAGAUCUUGUUUGGGAAGCAAGUUCAUACUUAAAAAAACAUGAUGAUAAGUAUAAUCUUGUACUGUCUGUUAGGAAUACAGCAACAGCACAGGUAUAUGAGACCAGUACUACAAAGUCUGUUGCAAAUUUCAUUGAUGUAAAUGGUGUUGUUAUCCCAGAAUUAAUAGAAAAUGUUGUAACAACUAUGCAUGAUAGUUUAAUCAGUCAACGAAAAGAUAAGUAACAAAGAUGACAGAACUAUUUAAACGUGAUUGUUACUUUUUUGCAAUGUCCAGCAACAAAUCGGUUUUUUUAUAUUCCUCAUAUUUAGUAUAAAUAUGUGGUGAAAAUAAAAAUCCAGUAAUCCAAAAUACCGUAUGUAUUGUAAUUUACGUUUAAAUACAAUAAAAAACAAA